Molecule: messenger RNA, 1612 nt
Organism: Andrographis paniculata
Lineage: Eukaryota; Viridiplantae; Streptophyta; Magnoliopsida; Lamiales; Acanthaceae
Product: nuclear transport factor 2
Exons: 9
Coding region: 275-1435 (386 amino acids)
Cellular component (GO): cytosol; ribonucleoprotein complex
Molecular function (GO): mRNA binding
Source: RefSeq, a predicted model, not a curated record
GGAAACAAAUUUGUCGACGCGGGUUUUGGUUUUGGUUUUGGAGUGCCGCGAUGGCCUGGAACUGCCGCUGCUUUCGCCCACCGUAUAAACCCUCAUUAAACUCAUUCUUUCACUCCCCUCUGUUGCAGCAGUUAUUGUUGUCUCUCAUCCAAAAACCUGCAUCGUUUUCCUCUCUCCACAAGGGAUUUUUCUUCCCGCACAAGACAUCGUUCAACCGGUGGGAGUUCCUUCGUCGUCCGCCCAGGGUUCUGUGCGAUUCCAACUCCGGACAGAUAUGGAGGAUAAUUUCCGCCCAAAGGACGUGGCAGAUGCUUUUGUGAGGCAAUACUAUGCCAUCCUCAAUCUAUCCGCGAAGAACACCCACAAGUUCUACCAUGAAUCCAGCCUCCUCAGCUGGCCGGAGCCUGAUGGCGAUACGACACCUGUGACAACCCUAAGUGGAAUUCAUGACAAGAUCAUGGUAUCAGAUCACAAAGAUGGCACGGUGGAAGUGGAAACAGUCGAUGCCCAAGAGUCAUUGGACGGGUCAUUCAUCGUUGCAGUAACUGGUUGGGUGACAUCGAAGGAUAACAUCACCAAGUAUUUUACUCAGACGUUCUUUUUGGCCAAGCAACAACCUCAAGGGUUCUAUGUCUUGAAUGAUAUUCUCCGGGUUCACAACUUGCCUCUGUCAAUAACCGAAGAUGAUGCUGAACAACCUGCCGAAUCCAGUGCUGCAAUCCUUGAAAGUAAUUGUGGUGAGGUUAAAGACACAAAACCUCCCCUUGCAAAGGAAAUUUGUGAAAAUGUUUCUACUUCUACAUCUACUGUCGCUUCUCCUAAGGAACCUUCUCCGGCAUCUCCCCGACCUUCAGAUGCAAAGGCUAGUUCAGCUGCUCCACUGCCCCCACCGCCCCCCAAAAUCACCUAUGCUUCUAUGGUUGCAAAAGAAAUGCCACCAUCUCCAAAAUCUACUGCAAUAGCGGCAACUCAACAUGCCACCAGUGCUGCAAAAGUGUCGAAAUCCAGCAAUGCCGCAACAAAACAAUUAGCUUCCUCGACCAGGGACAUGCCUAAGUCUACAUCCUCUGGCAAUGAUGCUCCUAAUGCUGACGCUUGCGGAGAAGUAAGCAGUGUAUACAUAGGACGGUUGCCCUAUGAAAUAACUAAACAGGGCAUUAUCGAUGUGGUCAAGCAAUUCGGGCCGGUGAGGAGAAGUUCAGACAGUGUCAAGAUCAGAAGACACGAGGAUGGCUUUUGUUGUGCAUUUGUGGACUUUGAAUCUGCGGAAGCUGCACGCAAUGCAGUCGAGACUCAUCAUGUUAGAUUCGGCAACAUGGACGAAAUGCUGUCCUACAUCUCGUACCGGAAGCCCAACCGCAGCCGGAGUUCUGGACGGAGCAAGCUGUCGACCGGAGAGACGGCGGCAGCGGGAGGGCGAAAUACCCAACUGUAAGCAUUCUUACAAACUUAGCUGCCCUGGUGAUUUAAGUUACAGCAUUCUUACAGUAGAUUUUGUCAAAUAACUAGCGUAGAGCUUUUUGUGACAUUUUUGUGCUGUUGGGAGAUGAGAUUCCAUUUCGAUUCAAUGAACAUAAGAACAAUGUUUUCCGCCAAAUCCAAAUCGGGUAAA